AAUUCUUGAAGCUGAAUCUGAAGUGGAAAACCAAGAGAAAAUGGCCCACUACCAUAACAACUAUAAAAAGAAUGAUGAGGUGGAGUUUGUCCAAACUGGCUAUGGGAAGGAUAUGAUAAAAGUUCUCCGUAUUCAGAGAGAUGGAAAAUAUCACAGCAUUAAAGAGGUGGCAACUUCAGUGCAACUUACUCUGAGUUCCAAAAAAGAUUACCUGCAUGGAGACAAUUCAGAUAUCAUCCCUACAGACACUAUCAAGAACACAGUUCAUGUCUUGGCAAAGUUUAAAGGAAUUGAAAGCAUAGAAGCCUUUGCUGUGAAUAUUUGUGAGCAUUUUCUUUCUUCUUUUAACCAUGUCAUCCGAACUCAAGUCUAUGUGGAAGAAAUCCCUUGGAAGCGGCUUGAAAAGAAUGGAGUUAAGCAUGUCCAUGCAUUUAUUCACACUCCCACUGGAGCACACUUCUGUGAGGUUGAACAGCUGAGAAGUGGACCCCCAGUUAUUCAUUCUGGAAUCAAAGACCUCAAGGUCUUGAAAACAACCCAGUCUGGAUUCGAAGGUUUCAUCAAGGACCAGUUCACCACCCUCCCCGAGGUGAAGGACCGAUGCUUCGCCACUCAAGUGUACUGCAAGUGGCGCUACCGCCAGUGCAGGGAUGUGGACUUCGAGGCUACCUGGGGCACCAUUCGGAACCUUAUCCUAGAGAAAUUUGCUGGGCCCUAUGACAAAGGCGAGUACUCACCCUCUGUGCAGAAGACCCUCUAUGAUAUCCAGGUGCUCUCCCUGAGUCGAGUUCCUGAGAUAGACGAUAUGGAGAUCAGCCUGCCAAACAUUCACUACUUCAACAUAGAUAUGUCCAAAAUGGGUCUGAUCAACAAGGAAGAGGACCACAUAGAAAAGCCAUCAUUGGCCUCUAGGUCAGGCAAGAGAUGGGAGGUGUUGAGAGCAGCAAACCCUGCAAGAUGCUGGAGGCCAUUCACAAGCGAGUGCCUGCGUGGAAAUUAACGUGGGAUAAGAACAAUGAAAUCAUUUGAUGAGGAAAGUGUUGUGCUAUACUGAAUACUCAUGUCACAAAAUGUGCUUCUACAUCAUGUAACUUACCUGGCCAAAUGACUGUACAUUUUAUUCCUCUGCGAAUUUGUUAAUUCUGUUCCAAGAGGAAAGAGACUAACAUGACUUUUCAAAAACAAAAAACAAAACAAAACAAAAACCCCAACUUAAUUAGACCUUUCUUACUUGAUGUUCUCAUAUUCUUGUACGUUUUAGGAACACUGGCUUUGCUUCAGAGAAACCCAUGUUAGAGCGGCAUCUUUAGACAGAAAUUGUGGCCCAUUUGUAUAUAGGUGCAUUUUGCUUCUCCUGAGCUCUUAGCACAUUUAGUGCAAUAGAUUGCAAAUGAGGUAUUGGAUAUUAUAUCCCAGGUAUGUGGCAGGAAAGCCUGUAGCAUUUGAAAUUUUCAAGGAGCAAGUUCCUGUGUUGUGAAGGAUGUUUCCCUGUUAGAAUUGUGAAUGAUGGUGCUGAAAACCAGGUUUGGGUUUCACCUGUUCCUUUCAGUUUGGCAGACGGGCAGGCAGACUUGAACUGUAAACACCUGUGAGGUAAUUUGUUUUAAAAAACACUUCAUAAUUUUGCUAGGAAGGCUCCAGGGG
Saimiri boliviensis boliviensis (Bolivian squirrel monkey) is the source of this 1644-nucleotide messenger RNA. RefSeq names its product uricase. NCBI's taxonomy places the organism in Eukaryota, Metazoa, Chordata, Mammalia, Primates, Cebidae. The record is from RefSeq and is a predicted model, not a curated record. Gene Ontology annotation, molecular function: urate oxidase activity. Gene Ontology annotation, cellular component: peroxisome. Gene Ontology annotation, biological process: purine nucleobase catabolic process; urate catabolic process.